This is a messenger RNA of Suillus paluster, 1415 nucleotides long. RefSeq lists its product as uncharacterized. Bases 81 to 1379 code for a protein of 432 amino acids. The record is from RefSeq and is a predicted model, not a curated record. The transcript has 8 exons. NCBI's taxonomy places the organism in Eukaryota, Fungi, Basidiomycota, Agaricomycetes, Boletales, Suillaceae.
GUACCACUUCCAAGUUGCACUCAAAUUUGGCUGCAUUUGCUGUACGAAGCGUCCAAGAGCUUUGUCCAGCGGGUAGACUAAUGCUGCGACGACGAGCACGAGCUGUUGCGCGCGAUAUUAACCGCACGUCUUCUCCACGAACCUACUCGCAAAACGUACCACAAUAUCAUCCAAAAGUCAGAGCUAUUCCAUUUGCGUUUUCAAAAGAGGCUGCCAUCAGACAUGUUGGUUUAGCAGCUUCCGUAGGUUGCUUAUUCCGCAACUUCCUUGGGUCGCUCGGUGCAAAGUAUAUCGGCGGAAACUUCCAGCCAAUUCAACCCAUCCGCAUUCAACCAGUCUACUUUCCUGCUUGGUUCUUGGAUUCAGAAGUCGAGUCAUACAUGAAUGAUGGGGAUAGUGAGCGACAGCGAACUGUCACCGCGUAUUUUAAUAACUGUUACUUACCGGGCGCUGCAUUUGACCUCCUCGGGAGGCUUGCUCUCCGAAAUGACCAAGUCGAACCUAGUCUAGCUGUCCCAUUUUCUCAGAGCCUUAUCCAUCAACACGGUUCUGACGUUGUAUGUAUGCCAUACACUAUCAAUCCGCUCGACGUCAUUAGUCGUGCACGGACCUCGUCCUUCACCUCUGAUGAAGAUGUGCGUUCUGAGCUACGGUUCAUAAAAACCAAUAUAGAAGCCACCUAUCCCGUCCUAAUUCCGCUUUACCUGGCGCAAUUUCCAAUGGUUCCGCCGUUUGAGUCUUCAACGUUCGUCAUAGAGGCAUACAGUCAACCCGGCCGGUUUUUCAUCCAAGUUGCUCAAACCCCCGAAGUAUCAGAGGAGGACCGGUUCGACUUGGAGAAAUACAUCGGUUACGACUUCUUGUUUUUAGGCGAUGCUCCAUCAUCCCAUGCGGAGACCCGCGUCCUCGCUCCCGACUUCGAUAAAAACGCAUCUGCGAAUGUUGCAUCGUGGUUUGACAGGCUAUUUAGCGAGCCUGGUGGUGCAGAGAAGCUGGUACAUCCGGAUGGGGCAGUAGGUGUUAACGCGCAUAUGGAUGACCCCAGGGUACGUGAGUGGACUGCUGAGGAGGUCAACCCGGUUCGGCAGUGGAUGAAUCAGGGGCAAGCGAUCGUGCAACUGAAAGAUGUGGUCAAGAAUCUUACUUCCAUCGAGAACCAGAUGCAAAGUGGUGCUGUGGAGGUGACCCAAUGGCCGCCGCCCCCAGAGUCAGAACCCAAGCAGGGAAUAGAGAUCGUCACUGCUGGCUUGGAGGCUUUCAUUAAGUCAGAGCUCUCAAAGCUCGAAAUGCUGGAGCAGACCCGUGCCGAUACGGCGCCAGAGUGGUGGCGACAAAGAGAGGAGACCAAACAUCAACCCGGCGGAAGCGAACCUAUGUAGUACUUACGUAUCGUCGAUGUCCAACACGCAGAUGUU